Messenger RNA from Racocetra fulgida, 339 nucleotides. The record is from the annotation of a GenBank genome assembly. NCBI's taxonomy places the organism in Eukaryota, Fungi, Glomeromycota, Glomeromycetes, Diversisporales, Gigasporaceae.
AUGACACAGUAUACGAUCGAUCAAAUCAUAGAUCAGCUGACUACAUCACAUUUGGAUGAUUUAUGGGUGCACGGCAUUAGACAACUUAAAUCUUGCAUUCACGAUUAUUUUCUAAACAUUGAAAACUGGUCAUUACAGGAUAUUGAAAAUGAAACUGUCUUGAUUGAAGUAUUCAAGCAUGCUUAUUUAGAUAAUGAUAAUAAGAUAAUUAUUCGUGCAUCCUCUAACUAUCAUGGAUGUGAGGCCUUCUCAGAUGUUUGUAUCGAAAUGGAUGAAUCAGAACAAAAUGAUUAUCUGACAGAUGGCGGUUUAUGUUAUGCAAAAGUAUAUAUUAACUAA